UCUUCUGUUCAGUAACCUUCCCCGAGUCAAUCAGGCGACGCUACGAGCGCUAGUUAAUCAUUUAUACUGCGUGCAGCGGUUUGCGGAUCUCAAUCAGAUGAAUCUUCACAAUCUGGCCAUCGUGUUCGGACCGACUCUCUUCCAGGCAGACGGGAAGGACUACAGCGCCGGCCGAGUCAUCGAGGAUCUCAUCCAACACUACGUCACUAUAUUCGAUGUAAACGAGCAGCAGCUGAAGAAGCAGUUAGAUGAGAUCACAUACAUCAUAAAGCUCAGAGACAACCUCACGCCUAAAGCGGGAACGGGCAGUGGUGAUUUUAUCUGUACAGUUUACCUGGAGGAGAAAAAGGAAACAGCCGAACAGCACGUAAAGAUUCCUGCCACGAUGACGGCAGCAGAACUGACCUUUGAGAUUCUGGACAGACGGAAAAUCAGCGUUAAGGAGAAAGACUACUGGUGCUGCUUUGAGGUGUACGAGAAGGAAGAACUGGAGCGGCCGCUGCACUAUCUGGAGAAAGUGCUGCCCAUCUUUCACUCUCUGGGCACCGACAGUCACCUGCUGGUCAAGAAGCACUUCUCCAUGGAGGCCAUGCUGGUCUAUCUGGCCAGUAAAGUGGAGGUGUCCAAACACGGUAUGAUGAAGUUCAGAGAGGAGAGGAGUCUGCUGGGUUUGAGCACCGGGAGCUUCAAUGACCGAUACUUCAUCCUAACCAGCACCUCGCUCAGACUCUAUAAAGAAGUCCGGAAUCUGCAAAAGCUGCAAAGCCCAGAGCUGCAGUGUAGUAAUCGUCCAGAGAGAGAGUGGCCCGUCAAGUGUCUAAAAGUCUAUCACGGCAUUAAAAAGAAGCUCCGUCCACCAACAUGUUGGGGUCUCACAGUCAUCUAUGAAAGUGAGAAACAGGAAAAGCAGGAGAGACAGCAGUGGUAUCUCUGCUGUGACACACAGAAUGAAAUGAGGGAAUGGUUCGCUACCUUCAUGAGCAUACAGGUCAGUCUGAGAGGAUCAUGUCAACAAGCCUGAUAAAGCAUAUUUG
Messenger RNA from Sinocyclocheilus anshuiensis, 1034 nucleotides. Its product is annotated as arf-GAP with Rho-GAP domain, ANK repeat and PH domain-containing protein 1-like. Gene Ontology annotation, cellular component: cytoplasm. NCBI's taxonomy places the organism in Eukaryota, Metazoa, Chordata, Actinopteri, Cypriniformes, Cyprinidae. The record is from RefSeq and is a predicted model, not a curated record. Gene Ontology annotation, biological process: regulation of cell shape; positive regulation of GTPase activity; signal transduction. The transcript has 11 exons. Gene Ontology annotation, molecular function: phosphatidylinositol-3,4,5-trisphosphate binding; GTPase activator activity. The coding region runs from base 98 to 1021 and encodes 307 amino acids.